This is a messenger RNA of Phascolarctos cinereus (koala), 855 nucleotides long. RefSeq names its product membrane spanning 4-domains A2 (gene MS4A2). The record is from RefSeq and is a predicted model, not a curated record. Lineage: Eukaryota; Metazoa; Chordata; Mammalia; Diprotodontia; Phascolarctidae. Gene Ontology annotation, cellular component: plasma membrane.
CAGAAUAGCUCAUUCUCUGGGAGAGACUGACUAGGAAGACCCGUGAUCAAGAGACACAUUCCCUAGAUCACUUUCAAAAGACUCAGAAUCGACUGCCUAAUCAUGAGCUCACCACCUAUCCAGUCUGUAGAGGAUCUCACUGAAGAAGAUGUCCAGAAGGAGAAAGUAAAGCAACUUAAAUCUACCUCCCCACCACGGAGCAAACUGGACGCAUUCCUGAGGAAGGAACUGGAAUUCCUGGGGGCAGCUCAGACCUUGAUUGGCCUUAUCUGCUGCUUCUUUGGAGUAACUCAGGAAUUCAUUCUGGAUUUUCUGAAACCUAAAAAGGACCUUUUCUCAGCCUCUUACAUGGGUUAUCCAAUAUGGGGAGGAUUACUGUUCACCAUUUCUGGAUCUCUGUUGAUUGCAUCUGAAAGAAAAGGCGCCAAGUAUCUGGUACAAAGCAGCCUGGUGAUGGCCAUUCUCAGUUCUGUGGUGGCAGGGAUUGGGAUAAGGAUUAUCUGGUCCAACCUGAAGCAAACAUCUUCUAUUUUUCAUAAAUGCCAGAAUCAACAAAUUGAAGAAUUUUGCUUUGCAGUUACUUUUUUAACUGAGACUGCAGUCAUGGUCUUAUGCCUCACUGUCCUGGAGCUAGGCAUUGGUAUAUUACUUUCUGUCAAUGAAAUAAUUGGGAAAAUAGUGGAAACAUGGAUUGCAAAGCAUCACACAGUUUACCAAGAAGCUGUUUAUGAAGAAUUAGGCAUCUAUGACCCAACUGCUGAAAACAUAGAGUUACAGAAAGCCACAAGAACAGAGUCCAGGGAGUCACUUCAAUCAAGAAUAUAUCAAUUACCAGAAGAGCUCCGGGAAACUUAA